AUGAAGUUUUCGCAUUCUUUGCAAUUCAAUGCCGUUCCUGAGUGGUCGUCUAAAUAUAUUGCUUAUUCUCAGCUGAAAAAGUUGGCUUAUGAGCUGCGGAAGGAGAAGUUAUACGGGAGUUCGAAGGAGGAUCGGGAUGAUGAGGGGAGGACGCCUUUGGUGCGCGAGGAUGAGAGGUACGAUGAGCGAUUUAUGGUUGCACUUGAUAAAGAGCUGAGGAAAAUCGACAAGUUUUUUGUAUCGCAGGAAACUGGGAUUUUGUCCAACUAUGAGGAGUUGAAGGACGAUGUCGAGGAGUUUCAGCGGGAGGUUGAGUUUGCGGUGAAGCUGCAUAAUGGUGGUAGCGGCGGUGGUUCAGGGGGUCGUAAGGCUGGCAAACGGCAUAGCGGAGGGUCUAGUGACGAGGGUUCUUUGGGUGGUUCUGGUGUGGUUGGGGAUGAUUAUGCUGGCAUGGUGGAUGCCCAUUCCCGGAAGGAUGCAGCAAUUCCUUUGCUCAAGCAGCGGCCAACAACAGGUGCAGGCUCGGAUGUUGUGGAAUCCGAGCCGCGUAUGUUGUUGCAGAAGCGGUUGGUUAUGAUGUUUACCCAAUUGUCGGAGCUGAGAUCCUAUUUUGAACUUAAUCGUACGGGGUUUUCGAAAAUCUGCAAGAAGUUUGAUAAGUUAUUGGAGACAGAUGUCAAACAGAGAUACUUGAGUGAGCUUACGGCCAAAUAUUAUAUCUUUGAUCCUGCAACUAUCGAAAAUAUUUCCCGUUGUAUCGACCAGACCAUCGUGAUGUAUGCGAGACUAAAGAGGGGCGGAUCUAGCGGCAAUUAUGUAGCAGACAAUUCAGUGAAUUUUCAAGAAGCAGAGAAUGAAUUGUCUUUACACUUGAGAGAACAUGUCGUUUGGGAGAGGAACACUGUGUGGAAAGAAAUGCUCAACUUGGAAAGAAAGUCGCAAACUGUUAAAACUCAUAAACUCACUAAUAAGCCUGCUAGAAUUGUCGCCAAUGAAGUACAUGUCAAUUCAACGCUUGGAGCGAGUGAUCUUCUGCGUUUAACGCCAAAGGACUGGUUUAACUGGUUAUUAAGUUGCACCAGCUUACUAAAAUUUAUUUGCAUCACAUUUGUGUUUUUUGGUUUGUUGAACUUUUCUCCUUUGCAAGAUAAGUUGCAGAAGAACUGUCUAGCAAUCUUGAUAUACACCUCCUUACUGUGGGCUACAGAGACGAUCCCGCUGUUCGUUACAUCUAUGCUGGUACCGUUUCUGGUGGUUGUUUUUCCAGUGUUACGUUCGGCUGAAACGAAUUCCGUCAUGUCGGCCAAAGAAGCUUCUAGUUUUAUUCUUUCGUCUAUGUGGUCUGGGGUGAUCAUGCUGUUACUUGGUGGUUUUACUUUAGCAGCGGCAUUAUCGAAGUAUAAUAUUGCUCAAGUUUUAUCAACUCACAUUUUAUCUUCUGCUGGAACAAAUCCAAAGGCAAUUUUGUUGGUCAAUAUGCUUGUGGCGCUCUUCACCUCUAUGUGGGUGUCUAAUGUUGCUGCACCAGUUCUUUGCUAUUCUGUCAUCCAACCGUUGUUACGCACGCUGCCCCGAGGUUCCAAUUUUGCCAAGUCUCUAAUAUUGGGUGUAGCUCUGGCUUCUAACAUUGGUGGUAUGGCCUCUCCAAUUGCCUCCCCUCAAAAUAUAAUCUCAAUUGGUGCCAUGAAUCCUCCUCCAUCUUGGUUAGAAUGGUUCUUCAUUUCAAUACCCGUUUGUGAAAUUUCCGUUUUUUUGAUCUGGAUUUUAUUACUAGUUACGUUUCCUAGGGAUAAUAACUUGAAAUUGCCCAACUUACAUCCUACUAACGAGUCAUUCUCACUGAGACAGUGGUAUGUCAUAUUUGUCACCAUAUUAACUAUAAUUUUAUGGUGUUUUGCGAACCAAUUGUCUAGUUUAGUUGGAGACAUGGGUAUUAUUUCCAUCACACCUAUGGUACUGCUUUUCGGGACUGGUUUAUUGGACUCUGAUGAUUUUAAUAAUUUCAUGUGGACUAUUGUAAUAUUGGCUAUGGGUGGGAGCUGUUUAGGUAAAGCAGUGAUGUCUUCUGGUCUAUUGAAUACUAUGGCACAUAUAAUAAAAGCUCACCUAGAAAAUUCUCCCCUCUUUUUGAUUGUCUUAGUAUUUGGGGUUGCAAUUUUAACGAUGGCUACAUUUGUUUCACAUACAGUAGCUGCAAUGAUUCUAGUACCUUUAAUGCAAGAAGUUGGCAGCAGUUUACCUGGUGGUGAUCAUUCACGUUUGCUAGUUAUGUUGACCGUACUAUUGUGUUCAGGUGCCAUGGGACUACCAACAUCUGGUUUCCCUAAUGUCACGGCUAUAUCAAUGAUAGACGAUUUUGGGGACCGCUACUUGAAUGUCAAUACUUUCAUCUCGAGAGGCGUACCUGCUAGUAUAUUAACUUAUACAGUUAUAGUUACUGUCGGCUACUUCAUGAUGACAAUACUUGGAUUUUAG
Messenger RNA from Eremothecium cymbalariae DBVPG#7215, 2475 nucleotides. It is a transcript of the gene PHO91, whose product is annotated as Pho91p. Gene Ontology annotation, biological process: phosphate ion transport; monoatomic anion transmembrane transport; polyphosphate metabolic process. Lineage: Eukaryota; Fungi; Ascomycota; Saccharomycetes; Saccharomycetales; Saccharomycetaceae. Gene Ontology annotation, cellular component: membrane. Bases 1 to 2475 code for a protein of 824 amino acids. Gene Ontology annotation, molecular function: phosphate transmembrane transporter activity. The transcript has a single exon. The record is from RefSeq and is a predicted model, not a curated record.